AUGGAGCGCUUCAGAAACUUGCUGGGAGGCGGCGGCAUCGGCCUGGGCGGCCCUGCUCACGGAUCGGACAACACGAACCUGAUCGAUAACUCUGAGACUGUUUACAUUUCAUCACUAGCCCUUCUCAAGAUGCUGCGACACGGCCGCGCCGGUGUGCCUAUGGAAGUUAUGGGUCUGAUGUUGGGCGAGUUUGUCGACGAUUUCACAGUCAAAGUCAUGGAUGUCUUUGCCAUGCCCCAAUCGGGAACUGGAGUUAGUGUCGAGGCUGUUGAUCCCGUAUUUCAAACAAAGAUGAUGGACAUGUUGCGCCAAACAGGACGCCCCGAGUCCGUCGUCGGCUGGUACCACUCGCAUCCUGGUUUCGGCUGCUGGUUGUCUUCUGUUGAUAUCAACACUCAGCAGUCAUUCGAGCAGCUUAACCCGCGCGCCGUGGCUGUCGUCGUUGACCCUAUCCAGUCUGUCAAGGGCAAGGUCGUUAUCGAUGCCUUCCGACUCAUCAAUCCCCAGCUUCUUAUGAUGGGCCAGGAGCCACGCCAAAGCACGAGCAACCUCGGUCAUCUCAACAAGCCCUCCAUCCAAGCACUCAUCCACGGCCUCAACCGACACUACUACUCGAUCGGCAUAAACUACCGCAAGACGGCAUUGGAGGAGAACAUGCUUAUGAACCUGCACAAGCACGUUUGGACAGAAGCACUGGAGAUGGACGAUUUUAAGGUCGAAGGAGAGAAGAACAAGGACCGUCUCGAGCGCCUUGUUACUUUGGCCGACGGCUACGAGAAGCGCGUCAAGGAGGAAACUGAAUUGACAAAGGACCAGCUCAAGACCCGCUAUGUCGGCAAGGUCGACCCAAAGAAGCAUUUGGAAGAUGUUGGCCAAGAGCUCAUUGAGGAUAACAUUGUUUCAGUCUCGAGACAAAUGAUUGACAAGGAGGCCACGAUGCCCAAGAAAGAGGGCGAGUCUGGUGGUCGGUGCGCCGCAGAGGCCACCAAAAUGGUCACUGAUAAAGAGGAGGAGGAGUUAUAA
Molecule: messenger RNA, 1023 nt
Organism: Akanthomyces muscarius
Lineage: Eukaryota; Fungi; Ascomycota; Sordariomycetes; Hypocreales; Cordycipitaceae
Exons: 3
Coding region: 1-1023 (340 amino acids)
Biological process (GO): protein deubiquitination; proteasome-mediated ubiquitin-dependent protein catabolic process
Cellular component (GO): proteasome regulatory particle, lid subcomplex
Molecular function (GO): protein binding; metallopeptidase activity; proteasome binding
Source: RefSeq, a predicted model, not a curated record